This is a messenger RNA of Rotaria sordida, 3156 nucleotides long. NCBI's taxonomy places the organism in Eukaryota, Metazoa, Rotifera, Eurotatoria, Philodinida, Philodinidae. The record is from the annotation of a GenBank genome assembly.
AUGUUAAAAGAUGAUUUAUUUACUAGUACUAAUAAUACUAAUAUAAAUAGUCUAGCAAUGAUUACUGAAAAACAAUCGAAAAUUCAUUUGGAUAACUCACCAAAAAGCAAUCAAAUAUCAGAAGAAAUUAUUUUAUAUCUUGAUAUUUUUACAUCGAAUGAAAUAUUACCAUGUUUUAUAGUUUCAUUUCGAGAAUACAUACUUAUAUUUACUCCAAUCACUGUUGAGCCAUUCUUUCAAAUAAUAGCACGUUAUUGUCUUCAAAAAACAAAAGAACAUCAAAUUGAUUUUGAAAUACAUAAUAUUUAUAAAAUGUCAUAUAUAUUCGAUAAUAAUUUUUCAUUAAUUUAUCUCUUAACUGAUCGUAAUCAUAUAUUUCGUUAUAAAAUUAAUCAAUCAAAUAAUAAUAAUAAUAUUGAAUUGAAUGAAAAACAUAUUUAUGGUUUUCAUGCAUAUAAUAUUUUAUCUAUUGGUUUAUGUGCUCAUAAAUCUUGGUUAAUAACUCUUGGUGGUGAUAAUUCAAUAAAAAUAUUUGAUUAUAAAGAUAAUAAUCGAGAGAUUAUAUCAAAAUAUAUUUCCGAUAGUGUAUAUGUAGUUACAGGAUCUGAUCCAUAUGGUUUUCAUAUAUGUCUAGCAAUGAAUAAUUGUUUUCAAUUAUAUUUAAUAACAAAUUAUGAAUUACAUAUGAUACAUCAAUAUGAUACACGUAGUAUACGAGAUUUAGAAAUGAGUCAAUCAGGACAUUUAAUAGCUGUUAUAACAAAUAAUUUAAUAAAAAUUUAUUCAACAAUUCAUUUUAAUUUAAUAAGUCAAUUACGUGGUCAUGUUGGAAAAAUAAAACAAGUUCAAUGGUGUAAAAAUGAUUCAAUUCUUAUUAGUUGUGGAACAGAUGGAAUGAUUUAUAUAUUUAAUAUUUUUACUGGUAUGAGAGAAAGUGAAAUAAUAACAAAACAAUAUCGUUAUAUUGGUAUUGCUGUAACAAAUAAUUGCAAUCGUAUAUAUGCAAUAACAUCAGAUUCAAAUAUUAAAAUAUUUAAUAAUACAAAUCUUGAACAAGAAUGUCCAAUUGAAAAUGGUUUUAUUCCAUCAGCUAUUUGUUUAUCGAAAUCUGAACGUGUACUUUAUGUUGGUAUGACACAUGGUAUCAUUCGUGUAUAUACAAGUCCAUUGAAAUUUGAUAAUUAUAUUGAUUUAUCAGCACAUUAUUCAAGUAUACGUCGUUUAUUAGUAUCAUAUGAUGAUGAAUAUUUAGUAUCCAUAGCUGAAUCUGCUUAUAUACUUCUUUUUAAACAGACAAUAAAUAAUUUAAAUUCUGUUUCAAGUCAAUAUCAAUUUUCACAAUUAUCUAUAGAAAAUGUUGAAAUUAUUGAUGAACAAGAAAGAACACAAACAAUAUUUGAAUAUAUUUUAGUUACAAAAUCAGAAUUUGAUGAACGAAAAAGAAAAAUAAAAGAAAUUCAAACACGAAUUAAUGAAUUUGAAGCAGAAAAUAAUUUAAAAUUAAGUUCAAAACAACUAGCAUUUUCUAAACAUUUAAAUAAUUAUUCAAAUAAAUUUCAAACAAUGAUGAAACAACUUAUUCUUACAUAUGAACAAUUAAAAACUGAAAUUGCAAAUAAUAAUUGUAAUUUUAUCAAUCAAAAAAAUGAAAUAGAAGAAAAAUAUAAAACACUUCAAAAUCAUACUGAAGUUAUCUAUGAAAAUAAAAUACUAGAAACGCUUUCACAUAUUCAAAAUACACAAUCUCAAUUAGAAAAACUUAAAAUAGAAUAUGAAAAUAAAAUAAUUGAUUUUAAUAAUAAAGAACAUAUUAAUCUAACUGAAAUAGUCAACAAAAUGAAUGUAACACUUCAAUCAAAAUGGUGUUCAGCUAUUCAUAAUUAUGAAACAAUUCAAGAAAAAGAACGUCAAAUAAAUGAAUAUAUAAGACAAAUGGAAAUCGAUAUUGAUGAUGAAAUUGAAAAUCUUAAAAUUAAUUAUGAAAAAGAAUUGAAAUUUUUAAAUGAAUAUGCAAAACAACUUACUUUUACUGUGAGUACUCUUCGUAAACGUUACAAUGCUAUAAUCGAUCGAUUAGAAUCUCGUGAUAUCAAACGAAAUGAUAUUGAAAAAGAAGUUAAAGAAUUAUACAAUCGUCAAUCAGAAUUAAUUGAAAAACUUGAUCGUUUUCGUUUAAUUAUUAAAAAGAAAGAAGAUCGUAUUGGUACACAUGAUAUAAAAUUACAUCGUUUACAACAACAUAUAUUACAUGUUGAAAAACGUAAAUAUGUUCUUGAUUAUAAAACAAAAUCUUUAUUAGAACGUAUUGAACCAAUCGAUCAAGAAAUAAUAAGAUUAAAAACAAAUAAUCAAAAUAUUGAACAACAAUUAACAAUUCUUAAAAAACAACAAAAUGAUUUAAUUUUACGUGAAAAUGAAUAUGAAAUUAAAUUAAAUGAAUCAUCUAAACAAUUAAAUCUAGCAAAAAGAAAUCAUCAAUAUAUAUGGAAAAUAGUUCAACAACAAAAAGAACUAAUAAAAAAAGCAUUUGAAUAUAUUGAAAUCAAUUGUACAUUUGAUAUAACAAAUCCGAUUAAUAAUUCAAAAGAACAAUUUAAAAAAUUUAUUCAGGAUAUGUGUAAUGCAAUACAGAAUGAACAACAAACUGAAAAUCAAUUAGAAAUACAAGGAUUUAUGAAAGAAUGGAAUAAUCAACGAAAGUGGUUGCUUAAUCAAUUGAAUAAUCUAACUAAAUAUACUGAAGAAAAUAAACAAUCAUUUGUUAAUAUUCAACGUGAACAUCGUAAAGCUAUUGCACCAUUUAUAAAUCAACUUCGUGAAUUACAUAAUUUAUAUGAUGAUAUUCAAAAAAAAAUUCAAAAACGUUUAUUACAAUUAAAAAUUAAAACAAAUGAACAAACAGAAUUUUUACAAAAUAUAUCAGAUAUAUUACAUGGAAAUAAAAAGAUUCAUUUAAAAAUACAUAAAAUAUAUCAAAAUGAAUUAUUAAUUGAAACUCAAGAUAAAGAAAUAGAUCGUUUAAAUUCAAUUAUAUUUCGUUAUCAAUAUUCUACACCAUGUUUAGAAUAUAAUCAAAAAAAUUUUAUUCAUAAUAAUGAAAAUAAUACAACAAGAUCAACAAUUCCAUUAUCAUCAUCUAUAAGAACUAAUGAUUAA